AUGGCUAGUAACAUGCUAAUCCUCUUCCUCUUUUCCACCUUCCCCUUCUUCCUCCUCGCUCAUCUCGUCUCACCCCUCUACGAUACGUGCUCCUACAGUUCUUGUGGAUAUGGCGAGCCGGGGAUCAAGUUCCCGUUCCGUUUGAAGCAAUUCCAACCGGAUGAACGUUGCGUGUACCCCGGGUUCGACAUCUCGUGUGACGCUCAAAAUCGAACGACUCUAUAUCUUCCGACUUCGGGGGAGUUCAUUGUGGAUUACAUAGAUUACUAUGACCAAGUCUUUUGGCUUAAAGACCCUGAUGAUUGUCUCCCCAAGAGGCUGCAAAAUUUCACUACUUCGGGUUCCAAUUGGAAUGCUCAACACUACACAAGCUUUGCACUCUUCAAAUGUCCAUAUGGGCUGUGGGAUGCUCCCAAGCUCACAUGCGUGGCUUGUUUGGACGGCCUCGAGUACUAUGUUGUAGCCGUGGCGACGGACGAAUUGGCGCAAGAUAUGGACACCUUGUCGGAGCUCCGGUGCGGUGAUAACUGGACCGUUCAGAUCCCGACCAUAGAUAACAUGGAUCCAUCGCCUUACAAUACGAUCGAGGACACAAAAAGAUUUGGUCUGACGUGGGCGGAGCCUUCUUGUAAAUCGUGCGAAGCACACGGAGGUACCUGCUGGUUCAAGGGGAAGAAGGGUUUGGAGACUGAAUGCACUAGCCCGAAUAGCGAGGCAAGCCAGAAGGGUAAAAAUGACAGUCUGUGGAUCUUUAUGGGCAUCACCAUCAGCAUACCAGGUAUCUUGUUCAUCACAAGGUUGUUGUGCUACAUAAGCUGCAAAUACUGCAUAGGACGCCAGGUUCAACAAGACCAAACCAAUCCAUCGUCUCCGACUGGCCGAGCUCAAGCCCUUGAGGCUGUCUUUGGUAUGGACACGCCUGCAAUUGAAUUGUGCCCGACGACUCAGAUUGGCAACGGCAGAGCAUCGAUGCCUCGGGACAACACUUGCUCGAUAUGCUUGUCGGAGUACAGACCGAAGGAGACGGUGCGGACGAUUCCGGAGUGCAAGCACAGCUUCCAUGCUCAUUGCAUUGACCCGUGGCUCAGGAGGAAUGGUAGUUGCCCAUUGUGCAGGAAUCACCCAGGGUAUGUGACCAUAUCUUCUCUCUAUGACUGUAUUGUUACUAAUUGCAUUUCAUCAUGCAAGCGUUAG
This is a messenger RNA of Syzygium oleosum, 1194 nucleotides long. RefSeq names its product putative RING-H2 finger protein ATL21A. The transcript is spliced from 2 exons. NCBI's taxonomy places the organism in Eukaryota, Viridiplantae, Streptophyta, Magnoliopsida, Myrtales, Myrtaceae. The record is from RefSeq and is a predicted model, not a curated record. Gene Ontology annotation, molecular function: polysaccharide binding. The coding region runs from base 1 to 1194 and encodes 397 amino acids.